This is a messenger RNA of Rhopalosiphum padi (bird cherry-oat aphid), 1302 nucleotides long. RefSeq lists its product as uncharacterized. The record is from RefSeq and is a predicted model, not a curated record. The transcript is spliced from 3 exons. Lineage: Eukaryota; Metazoa; Arthropoda; Insecta; Hemiptera; Aphididae. The coding region runs from base 1 to 1302 and encodes 433 amino acids.
AUGGGUAAAAGUAAACGGUCCUUUAAUAGUACUUGGCAUUCUUUACCACCAAGUCAACAUUGUAAUCCUAAUGCUGGUAAUCUAACAAUUCAUGGUUAUUCAGACUGGAAACAUAUAGGCAGUAUGGUUAAAGUACAUGAUAAAUGUGACACACACAAAUUAGCAUUAGCUAAAUAUAAAGGGUGGUGUAAUUCUAAAAUACAAGGCAGUGUUACAACUAUGAUUGACUCACAAAUAAGAGUUGAAGUUGAAAGAAAUAGGACAAUGUUAAAAAGUUUAAUAAGGUGUGCUAUAUAUUGUGCUAGGCAAGAUAUUGGUUUGCGAGGACAUUCUGAAACAACUGAAAUCUCUGAAAUUGUGAAUAAUGAUAUUGCAACAAAAAACAAAGGAAUUUUUUUAGAGCUUGUAAAGCUAUUAUGUAUUGAAAGUCAAACAUUUUGUUCAGCUUAUGAAGCGUUACCAAAGAAUGCAAAAUACACUAGUAAAAUAAUUCAAAAUGAUAUGAUAAGUGCAGCUUCCACAGUGAUUGCUCAAUCUAUUUUAAAAGAAGUACAAGAAGGUAGUAAAAUAUUCAGCUUAAUUGUUGACGAAGCCAGAGACGAUGCAAAAUUAGAGCAAAUGAGUAUUUGUAUUCGGUAUGUACAUAAUUCAGUGAUAAAAGAAAGGUUUUUAGGAUUUGUUGAACUCAAAGAAUUAAAUGCUAAUGCCCUAAGCUGUAAUAUUAAAUUAUUUUUGAAUAAUUUUGGACUAGAUUUGAAUAACUGUGUAAGUCAAUCUUAUGAUGGAGCAUCAGUUAUAUCUGGUCAGUUCAACGGAGUUCAAAAAAAAAUUAAAGACAUGUCAGGAAAUUUGUGUCCAUAUAUAUAUUGCCAUGCACAUAAAUUGAAUUUAGUUUUAGUUGACGUUUCAAGAAAGGUAGAAGAAGUACAUGAUACUAUAGGUCUCUUGGAAGCGGUUUAUGCAUUUCAGUCAUCAUCAACACUAAGGUAUCAAGUAUUUUUUGAUAAAACUGGGUCGAAAAUCCUUAUGCACUGUGACACACGUUGGGUAACAAAAUUUAAAAGUAUUCGUUACUUUAAAAACAACUUUACAUUAGUAGUAACAGCAUUAAAAGAGUGUACUGAAAGUUCAAAAUCUAAGGAAGCUGCUGAAGCUAAAGGUUUAUUAAUUCAAAUGAAUUCUUUAAAAACUAUUGUGUUACUUUUUUGUUUGGAUUAUAUUUUGUCUUUACCGUUGUGCAAAAUUGAUCAAAUCCACUAUGGAACAAUUGAUCAAUUUAAGAGGACGCCACACCACCCGUAA